This is a messenger RNA of Helianthus annuus (common sunflower), 1353 nucleotides long. RefSeq lists its product as uncharacterized. The coding region runs from base 1 to 1353 and encodes 450 amino acids. Lineage: Eukaryota; Viridiplantae; Streptophyta; Magnoliopsida; Asterales; Asteraceae. The record is from RefSeq and is a predicted model, not a curated record. Gene Ontology annotation, molecular function: RNA-DNA hybrid ribonuclease activity; nucleic acid binding. Gene Ontology annotation, biological process: DNA integration. The transcript is spliced from 3 exons.
AUGAUAUGUCAUAUAGGAACAUACGACAAUUAUAAGCAUUCGGGUUUUGGGGUGUUACAUCUGCAAGCGCACGUUGAUUCACUUUUGAUCGCCAGUCAAGUCAACGGGAUCUAUGAUGCGAAAGGUGACGUUAUGGCCUUAUAUUUGGAUCAAGCAAAAGAGCUGCUUCAGAAAUUCAAGUCAUACAGAGUAGUACACAUCAAUCAUUCCGAGAACAAGCAGGCAGACGCCUUAAGCAAGCUCGCUUCAACUUCUUUCCAACAUCUCGCGAAGGAUAUAAGGAUUGAAGUACUCAAAAACCCAUCGGUCCUGCUACGCCAGGAAGGGAUACUCCCGGAGAACAAAGCAGAGGCAAGGAAAAUUCAAAACAAGGCCCUGCAUUAUGAGAUGAAUGAUGGUAUUCUAUACCGAAAGUCCUUCUUAGGGCCCUUAUUGCGCUGUGUGGACCCCCAAGAUGCGACCUACUUAAUCAGAGAAAUCCAUGAAGGGAUCUGUGGUAUCCAUGCAGGACCACGCAUGGUUGUUGCAAAGAUCAUGAACGCUGGAUAUUAUUGGCCAGGGAUGCAUGUCGACGCCCUGAAGGAGCUGCGCAAAUGCGACUCUUGUCAGCGGCAUUCUCCAAAGACCCUACGCCCCAAAAAUGAUCUUAUCCCAGUGUCCACUGCUUGGCCUUUCCAACAGUGGGGGAUUGAUAUGGUGGGACCUUUCCUAGACGCCCCGGGAGCCGUAAAGUUUAUAAUCGUGGCUGUUGACUAUUUCACCAAGUGGGUGGAGGCCAAAGCCCUCGCAUCAACCACUGCAAUGAUGGUGUGCAAGUUUAUCUGGGAGCACAUCAUUUGCAGAUUUGGUCUUCCACUCAAAAUCGUCACAAACGACGGUACCAAUUUUGCUUCUGAGGAUCUUCAAAAUUUGAUGAAGGAAAUGAAGAUCGAGCAUACCUUCUCGUCCGUAGCCCAUCCUCAGGGCAACGGUCAAGUGGAAAGCGUCAACAAAAGUAUUGUAGAGGGGAUAAAAGCCCGACUGGGCACAAAGCGAAGAGGCUGGCCUAGAAUGCGUCUCGGAAGCAGUUAUCCCGGCGGAAGUUGGAUUCCCCUCACCGCGUUGACAGCAGUCAACACGGUUGAUAAUGAAGCAGAGCGCCGUCUCGAUCUGGACCUCUUGGAAGAAAGACGCGAGAUUGCGCGUAUUAAGGAAGCGAAAUACAAGACACAACUGGAAAGGUACUACAAUAAGAGAGUCCGCAUUUGUACCUUCACUCCAGGAGAAUACGUUUUCCGAGACAACGAAGCUUCGAACGCCGAACGCCCAGGAAAACUAGCACCCAAAUGGGAAGGCCCAUACUUGGUCCAAUAA